UCCGUGUGGACGGCGCCAGGAUCCGGAGAGCAGUCAGUCCAGUUUGUGCAAUACCAAACCGCCCCUGAGGCGUCGCCAAAAACUGUCAUGUGACUACAAACCCGGAAGUAAGAUGACGGAUAGAAACAUGGUGACGCGGGAGAGGCAUAUAAGAAAUUUUAAGACUGUGAAAACGUGGAUUACAGGUAUAUAGUCAGGUGACAAGCACGUCAAUGACUGCAGCAUUUGACAGGUGAGAUGGGAAACUUGCUGUCCAAAAGACAACAGUCCCACAGAGACGGCCCAACAGGAGUCAAAAAACCAAGGAGACAGAGAUCACGUUUCGGGUCACUCAGGUUUAGGAGAAGCAAACGUUUUAGUGGAGUUAAGAAAGAACAAACAUCAGAAACUCCUGGCCCUGACACUGAAAGUAGUCUGAAGGAAGUUCAUGGCACCCUGAAGGGUUACCGAGAAGACUCAGGUAUCUGUUGUAGAAAUGAAGACAAUGUUGGGAUGAGGAACACUGAAGUAAAGACUGUACAUGAUGUGCAAGACAGUCGCCACCAAGAGAGUGGAGAUGGCAAAGAUGAGAAGGAUGAGAGCAGCGAGGGUACAGGUGCAAGGAGAACUGAUGUUAGGCAACCCAAUACCAUUGGACAGCAAGAUGAAAUGGUCCCAAAGUAUCCUGUAUCAGUACAUCAACCAGAUGAUCCUUGUGUCAGUGGCAGUGGGGAACCAGGAUUAGAUGCAAUGGAGAUUAAGGACCAAGAAGAAUCCAACCAGAAGGCUAACAUACAGCAGGUGCAAACUACAGUGACGGGUGACCACAAUAUCUCAGUGACCACUGGAGACAAUUCAGAAGUUAACAUUUACCAGUAUCAGUAUCCCGACUCACAAGACUCGGGCAUCACCACACCAAAGAAACCCUUCCCGCUGGAGAAAUGUCAAGACGCACUCAAGAACCACUACCGCAAAAGACGAGGCAAAAUCCAGCUGCUGCCAUGGAAUAAAGACAAUACCAUCAAUGUUGACGAUAUUUGCACCAGUGUAGAUUUAAUGGUCCAUAACAAAUGUGGUACGGACUUCAAACGAGAAUCUGUUGACUCAAUAGAGGACAUGUUCAGUAGUAGAGAAGACUGUCUGAAUCCUCAGCACAUAUUGAUAUGGGGUGCAGCAGGGAUAGGAAAGACUACCAUUCUAGCAAAACUCGUGACAGCUUGGACAAAUGGGUCCUCAGUGGCCUUGGAGAAGUAUGACCUAGUUUUUGAGAUUGCUCUGCGAGAGGUUAAUAAGUCACCAUCAUUAGUAAACUGCAUCUUUGACCAGCUGCUGCCCAAGGAUGUAGACUUCACCCAAGAUGACCUCUCAGAGUUCAUGAAAGAUAAUGACAAAGUUCUCCUUAUCCUAGACGGGUAUGAUGAGUGUGACGUAGAGCAGUUAGGCGAAAUUUACAGUCUCCUCAACUAUAAAAUUCUGCAGAAAAGUACUGUUGUCGUCACCACAAGACCAACUCGUAUCUCCGACGCUAUGGACUUGAUGGACCCGGAUACAAGGGUAGAGAUUGUGGGCUUCAGCCCAGAUAACAUUGUUUCCUUUGUCCGUAACUGGUUCAGCAACAGCCCUGAGCAAGGACAGUCUCUGCUGCAGAGGAUCAGCCACACAGUCCUGUACACAGGGAUCCUGUCAGUGCCUUUCCUUCUUGUCCUGACCUGUCUUCUGUGGCAAGAAGACAGCAACAUUCCAGUAAGUGACCAGGUCUGUCCACUGUAUGACCAACUGAUAGACUAUUUAGUAAAAAGGUACCGGACAAAAGAUGCAGGCCCCCAAACUACAGAAGAGACUGAAGAGACCCUUUCAUCUCUAGGAGAGCUAGCAUUUGAUGGUUUGCUCAAGAACACCCUCCUCUUUAGUGAAGAAGAUGUACACAAGUAUUUCAAGACAGGCCAUGACAUUCCCGUCCACUUAGGCCUCUUGCUGAUGCAGAAGAACUCAUCUAAACUGAAUCCUGCCAACCAGUUCUCAUUCUCACAUAAGACCAUGCAGGAGUAUUUUGCAGGAAGACAUCUUGCAAACAAGCUUCAGAGUCAAAACGUGGCAGCAAGGAAAGACACACUGUGUCGCUGCUUUCCAGAUCUGAAGAGUGCUCUGCAACUAAACAAUCUGUUAGUGUUCACUUGUGGAAGACUUGGACGAGACGCAACCUUUAUCCUCUCACACCUUAAUGACAUCUACAGCAAGUCUAACGUUAAACACCUAGAGGAUGAGUUCUACACCUUCUUCCACAGAGUGAGGUUUCCACGGAAAUGGAAUACAGACAUUAAGUUAGACGGCUUCUCAGACAGUGAAGGCAGAGAAGUAGAACUGCAGUGUGUAGGCCAGUGGAACGACUAUCCACGUGAGCUUCUCAUCUACCAGAACAGCAUGGAACUUUUCUUACUAUGUUGUUAUGAGAGUGACCUCACAGAAGACUUUGCUAAAGUACUUUUCCAGAGAAAUACGAUCCAGUUCUCAGGCGCCAACCCCAGACUGUACAGCGUGCUGUCACGUGUCUUAACAGAUGGUCAGGAGAAGGUUACACAGAUUAGAUUAGUAAACACACAACACUAUGUCCUUGGCAGUGUCCUUGGCCAGCUGCACGAGCUGUCCAACCUCACUGAGUUGAACCUGCGACAGUCACGACUGGGACAGCAAAAAGUCAACUGCACCACAUCUUACAGGCUGAAGCGAAAGUUGCAGAAAAGACAAAUAUCAAAACAAGUAGAUGAGGUAUAUGUGGGAAAAGCACCUGGUCUGUUGGCAAAGCAUCUUCCGUCCUUAAGACUUUUAAAGAAGUUUGUUAUUUCUUGGAAUGACCUGGGACCAGAAGACAUGAAAGAACUCCUCCCUGCCAUUAAACAGCUAAAUGACCUUGAGGAAAUCUUCCUCUCAGGAAAUGACCUGACCAACCUCGGCAAGGAUGUUGCAGAGCUUGUGGCAUCUCUACCCAAGUUGAAAGUCUUCAAAGUGUUCUUCUGCCAACUGUGCCUGGAGGAACUGAUGGAAAUAGCAUCCAGCCUCCAACAGCACUGUCCAUACUUGAAGCAGGUUGAUUACCAGUUGAACCUGGUCCAGACAGGACAGCCUACCUGUAUUGGGGAGGAAGAGAGAGAGACAAUCCGUGCCAAGUUGAAAGAGGGAGUUAAAGUGUGCUGGGAACGCCAAGAAAUAACAGGCUAG
Branchiostoma floridae (Florida lancelet) is the source of this 3195-nucleotide messenger RNA. RefSeq names its product NLR family CARD domain-containing protein 4-like. Lineage: Eukaryota; Metazoa; Chordata; Leptocardii; Amphioxiformes; Branchiostomatidae. The transcript is spliced from 5 exons. The record is from RefSeq and is a predicted model, not a curated record. Bases 238 to 3195 code for a protein of 985 amino acids.